UGUUCUGGGACAGCAGCCCAGCCUUCCCCCGUGUCGAGCUACACCUGGGACAACGUGUCGGGAUGAUUCACCCGCAGCGAUGCGGUAAAAGAAAAGACGAAAACCUCUCGGCGGUGUAGUUAGACGCUGGUCAGACUUUAAGCAGUGUGAAGUUGGUUAUUAGGUGAGUUUACCUCUUUGUUUUAGCUAAUAGCGAGAGGUUAGCUGCUGCUACUGCUGCUUCCGGGGGAGGACAAAACCCUCCACACAGAAAAUCAAAAUGAAGACAUGGAGAUAACACUGCUGACUGUGGAUUAUAGUUUCACUUUUACCGUUUGAGUGGAUUUACCUUUUGAGAUGCAGACCUUAUACUGAAAUAUACUGGACACAGUUUUUGAGGAGAUAAGCAGCUGUGUAGAAAAGGACGCAAAAUUUCCCCUGUGCAGCGGAUGUUUAGACUGAGCCAAUGGCUACAACAGAAAUCAAGGUUUCCAGCAGCAGCAGCACUGCAGGCCUGUCAUGGGCGAGGGUUUGUAAGGAGUGUGGCCAGCAGCAUGAAGGCCAGGACAGUCACCUGUACGAGUACCAGGAUGAAGUGGACGAUGAGCUGGUUUGCCACAUCUGUCUGCAGCCUCUGAUCAAACCUAUGGACACCCCUUGUGGCCACACCUAUUGCUUUCAUUGCCUGAGCAACUUUUUGAAGGAGCAGGACUUCUGCCCUGUGGACCGCCAGCGGCUACAGUUGCACCAGUGCCGUCCCUCCAGCCUGCUGGUCAGGAACCUGCUGGACAAGCUGAUUGUGAUGUGCCCUCACUAUGCAGACUGCCAGCAGCAGAUGCAACGCUGUGAACUACAGCCUCACCUGCACAAUAGAUGUCCUGUUUUUAGAAGACUAAGGGAGGAAGCAGAGAAGAGGAAGAGGCCCUCUUGGAACGAGUUAAAGGGACGCAAGGGUGACAGCGAGCCGUCUGGUGAUGCUAAACAUUCAGCAACUAUAUCCCGAAAUCCCACAAGAGAUCAGCCUGAGCCUGGGCUAAUUAAUCCUGCCUUUGAAGAAAGUGAGGAUGACAACACCCCCCUGCGCUCCAGUCUGGUAGCUGAGGCCAAUGUGGUGGAGCUGUUCAGAGAGGAGCCUGAGCAGGAGCUCGGCCUGCGCAUCGUGGGGGGAAAAGAUACACCGCUGGGGAAUGUAGUCAUCCAGGAGAUUGUCCGGGACUCGCUAGCAGCUCGCGAUGGCAGACUGGCCCCAGGGGAUCAUAUCUUAGAGGUGAAUGACGUCAGUCUGGCUUCUGUCCCCCACUCCCGGGCUAUGGCAGUGCUGUGGCAGCCUGCCCUCCUUAGGCUCACUGUUAUGCAGGAGAAAGGUUUCAAAUCAAGAGAUCAACGCUCUGAUCAUCACCCAUCCUCAUCCUCCACUUCCACUGGCACCCAGCCUUCUCACAGUCCCCAUGGCAAUGCUACCUCCAAUCACAACCCUGGCACAGUCCUGCAGGUGACACUUAUGAAGAGUGUGCGUACCGAACCACUCGGCAUCAAACUCAUCCGCAAAUCAGAUGAGAGUGGGGUUUUCAUCCUGGACCUCCUGGCCGGGGGUUUGGCAGCCAAAGACGGAAAACUGAGGAACAAUGACAAAGUUUUGGCCAUAAAUGGACACGACCUGAGGCACGGUACACCUGAGAGCGCUGCCCAGAUCAUACAGGGCAGUGAGGUGCGUGUGAACUUUGUGGUGAUGAGGCCUGCAGAGACUCACGAAGAAGGAGGAAGUAGCAGAGAAGGACACAGCAGAGUAGCCAGGAGGGCGCCUGAGCAGCAGUACUUUAGACGGCGGUCCACCUACAUGAAAGAUCCUCCAGGUGGGUUUUCCAGCCAGGAGAAGACAGUGAGCCUGAAGAAGGAGCCUCGGCAUUCCCUGGGCAUUACCAUCGCUGGAGGGAGAGACUGUCGCAGCCGUCUGCCCGUCUACAUCACAAGUGUGCAGCCUAUCGGCUGUCUGCACCGAGAUGGCACCAUCAAAAGAGGUGAUGUUCUGUUGAGUAUCAAUGGUGUAGACCUGACCCAGCUGACAUACAGCGAGGCCGUUUCUGCACUGAAGACGCAGACAGCUCAGCCCCAGGUGGUGCUCCGUGUCAUCCAGACCAUCUCCGAGGACUCAGAGGAGGACCCCGAGGCUGCCAGCAAGGAUGAAAUGGAUCCCAUGGAUGACCCACGAGAAGACACCCUCAACUGGACUCCGCUGUGGACUCGCUGGUUGGGAUUACCAAGUCAGAUGCACUGGUGCCGGGACAUUGUUCUGCAAAAGACCAACAAUGAGAGCUGGGGCUUCAGUAUCGUCGGAGGCUACGAGGAGAGCCACGGCCAGCAGCCUUUCUUCAUCAAAACCAUUGUGCCUGGCACACCUGCUCACUUUGAUGGACGCCUUAAGUGCGGUGAUGAAAUAGUGGCGGUAAACGGAGCCACAACAGUGGGAAUGAACAACUCGUCUCUCAUCCCCAUGCUCAAGCUACAGAAGAAUAAAGUCACGCUGACGGUGGUGUCCUGGCCGGGGAGUCUAGUGUAGCAAAAAAAAAAAAAACUUGCUCACUCUUGUUUUUCUUUCACUCACCCUGUUUGGUCUGCACACACACACACCCACGUUCAGCGGCAUUCUUUGCAGGACACACACUAUCCCUACCAUUUUGUCACUUAUGAAAUACAGAACAUGUGUGCACUUAAUCAUCACAUGUACAAAAGAAAAGACUUUUACAAGCAUAAACUCGGCAGGUAACAGGUGUGUUUUUAAUGUCUGCUGCACGCAAAGGGCCGUCAAUUGCAUAACUCGGUGAACACUUAGGGGUUUAAUCAGGGUGCAAACAUGAUGACAAUCAGUGAAUUAUAUGUUAGGAACAAACUGGAAGGAUUAUUUUAUUGGAACACCUUUUUUAUCAUUUUUUUGAAGCUCACUGUUUUUGCUUGCUUGUUAAAUUAUGUUAUCAUUUUGUUAGUUAUGAUUUGAUUCAAGUAAUUUACAGUACAGCAUCCAAAGAUGAAAUACAGUGCAAAUAUGUAGACUUAUAUAGAGAUGAGUACAUAUAACAAAAUGAUUCCUGACUGCAUAGACUGAUGCCAAAGACAGAAAAAUCAUCCUGUCGUAUACCUGUUGUACCACUAGUGUGAUUUUAUCAGCUUUUUUGUCUUGCACUUCUUAAAACCUUGCAACAGAAUGCUUUAUGAAGGAUAAUAAAGCCACGAUCGAAAUUUGAGUAUCGAAUCAGACAUUUGCUAUAAUUUACUGUAGUUUAUUUGCUGGAGUUGACUCAAGCUGCGUUGAAGUUCUUAAGGGCUUUAAAAAGGUUGGAUAUAUUUAAAAUGCAAAGAUACAGUCCUAUCCACGCAUUAAAUGUUAAUCACUAAAAUCUCACACACUACAAAAAUGAAUAACAAACCUGUAUAAAUGAUUUUGCACUGGCAGGAUACUGCUUGGGUCCAAGUUUAUUUCCUGUCAGCCAUUAAUACUGGCAAACACUGCAACAGGAAAUACAUUCAGGCAGAUUUAAAAACUCUGAGGUGGUGAACAAACCCCAUCCCAUCCAUUUCAGAUGUUUUUUGUCUUCCUUUUAAAAGGGUUUAUCAUCCAUAAAUAAAGGCAUUCAUCAGCUUUUCAUUUAUCAAUUGAUACAAGCCAAUUUACUAGUGGUCUGUAUUUACUUUUAAAUGAUAUAGUGACUCAUAAUGGCUUUUAUAAGUGGGUGCCUUGUAGACUCUGAAGGACAAACCAGAAUGUAUACUUGCCUUAAAUUGCCACAGUUUUCCCCUCAUGAUUUCUGCUCACUACAUACUGUAUAUUUACUGUUUGUAAGAAUUCCUCGCACAACGGCCUUGUUAAGAUAAUUUGUGUUACCUCGUUCUUUUUAUGUCAACACAUUCCCAGUGGCCUUUCUUGUAUUGAUACAAGACAUUAUUGAACAGUUCACAAUAUUGUUUUCAAGUCAGGCUGUGAAAUAAUGUGUUCGUUGGCCUGUCCACUGUUCCAUCAUGUUCAAUAAAAUCAUAUC
Scomber japonicus (chub mackerel) is the source of this 4010-nucleotide messenger RNA. RefSeq names its product ligand of numb-protein X 2b (gene lnx2b). Bases 446 to 2536 code for a protein of 696 amino acids. Lineage: Eukaryota; Metazoa; Chordata; Actinopteri; Scombriformes; Scombridae. The transcript has 10 exons. The record is from RefSeq and is a predicted model, not a curated record. Gene Ontology annotation, molecular function: protein binding; metal ion binding; ubiquitin-protein transferase activity.